CCAAAGGUAGCUAGGAGAAGGUAGCUGAUGUUCAUGGUUUCUGCUGCCCAGGAUUUGUCACUGGCGAUCCCACAUCUUACAGAAAACAUCAGGCAGAGGUGUCCCUCAUCUGGGCCCUGGCUAGAAACUGCCCUGGAAUGAGGACGAGUGGCCAUGGACCUGGGCACUGGACCCUCGCUCUCUUUAUCUGAGCCUGAGGAGAGGUGCACACACCCCCAAGGACCCAGGCACCCAACCUCUGCCAGAUGUGGGGGGGUGGCUACCCAGAGGCAUGCUCCUCACCCAGCUCCACUGUCCCUACCUGCUGCUGCUGCUGGUGGUGCUGUCAUGUCUGAGCUGGUCUGCAACAGAACUUUCGACAAGUACUCCUGCUGGCCUGACACCCCUCCCAACACCACUGCCAACAUUUCCUGCCCCUGGUACCUACCUUGGUACCACAAAGUGCAGCACCGCCUAGUGUUCAAGAGGUGUGGGCCUGAUGGGCAGUGGGUUCGAGGGCCACGGGGGCAGUCAUGGCGCGACGCCUCCCAAUGUCAGAUGGAUGAUGACGAGAUCGAGGUCCAGAAGGGGGUAGCCAAGAUGUAUAGCAGCUACCAGGUGAUGUACACUGUGGGCUACAGUCUGUCCCUGGGGGCCUUGCUCCUGGCGCUGGUCAUCCUGCUGGGCCUCAGGAAGCUGCACUGCACCCGGAACUACAUCCACGGGAACCUGUUCGCGUCCUUCGUGCUCAAGGCUGGCUCUGUGCUGGUCAUUGAUUGGCUGCUCAAGACACGCUAUAGCCAGAAGAUUGGAGAUGACCUCAGUGUGAGCGUCUGGCUCAGUGAUGGGGCGGUGGCUGGCUGCAGAGUGGCCACAGUGAUCAUGCAGUACGGCAUCAUAGCCAACUACUGCUGGUUGCUGGUGGAGGGUGUGUACCUGUACAGCCUGCUGAGCAUCACCACCUUCUCGGAGAAGAGCUUCUUCUCCCUCUAUCUGUGCAUCGGCUGGGGAUCUCCCCUGCUGUUUGUCAUCCCCUGGGUGGUGGUCAAGUGUCUGUUUGAGAAUGUCCAGUGCUGGACCAGCAAUGACAAUAUGGGAUUCUGGUGGAUCCUGCGUAUCCCUGUACUCCUGGCCAUACUGAUCAAUUUUUUCAUCUUUGUCCGCAUCAUUCAUCUUCUUGUGGCCAAGCUGCGUGCCCAUCAGAUGCACUAUGCUGAUUACAAGUUCCGGCUAGCCAGGUCCACGCUGACCCUCAUUCCUCUGCUGGGAGUCCACGAAGUGGUCUUUGCCUUUGUGACUGAUGAGCAUGCCCAGGGCACCCUGCGCUCCACCAAGCUCUUUUUUGACCUGUUCUUCAGCUCCUUCCAGGGUCUGCUGGUGGCUGUUCUCUACUGUUUCCUCAACAAGGAGUUGCAUGCGUCGGAUGUCAGGUCCCCUAGGUCCUCAGGGAGCAGGGUUAUGAGAUGGUCCCCGCCUUUCCUGGUGACAAGUGGCCCUGCUGAACCCAAUGUAAAACUUGCCUUGCUUUGGGUCUGCUUAGAUUGAGGCUAGGCACCUCAGAGUGGCCCAGUCAGGAUCCUAACGAGGUGGGUUGGCAGAGAAGCCCUACCCCUGGCUCCUCUAGGUGCAGGCAGAGCUACUGCGGCGUUGGAGGCGAUGGCAAGAAGGCAAAGCUCUUCAGGAGGAAAGGAUGGCCAGCAGCCAUGGCAGCCACAUGGCCCCAGCAGGGACUUGUCAUGGUGAUCCCUGUGAGAAACUUCAGCUUAUGAGUGCAGGCAGCAGCAGUGGGACUGGCUGUGAGCCCUCUGCGAAGACCUCAUUGGCCAGUAGUCUCCCAAGGCUGGCUGACAGCCCCACCUGAAUCUCCACUGGACUCCAGCCAAGUUGGAUUCAGAAAGGGCCUCACAAGACAACCCAGAAACAGAUGCCUGGCCAAGGCUGAAGAGGCAAAGCAGCAAGACAGCAGCUUGUACUAUCCACACUC
This is a messenger RNA of Rattus norvegicus (Norway rat), 1963 nucleotides long. The record is from RefSeq and is a predicted model, not a curated record. Lineage: Eukaryota; Metazoa; Chordata; Mammalia; Rodentia; Muridae.